AUGAAUUUUGAAAACAGAUGGGUCUUAAGAUCUGCUCUGAACUUCGCAAGUGAUGGAGAAGUAGUCAGAAAAAAAACGAUUGAAGCCAACAAAGAGACAUGGACAACAGUUGUCAGAAAGAGUGUGGACAAAGAGUUGAAAGUUGUGCAAGAAAAAGUCAAAAGUGUCGAAGAGAAAGUGGAACUAAAUGCAGAAGAAGGAAAACGAAAAGAACGCAAAAGAAAUAACAUCGUCAUCCAUAAAUUGGCAGAAAACAACGCGUCAGAAGCAAAAGAGAAAAAUACGGCUGACAGAAAAUCUGUUAUGUUUCUUUUUAAUGAAGUGUUAAAGAAGGAUAUCGAUGACGCACGAUAUGACAAAAACAGAAAGAGACCAAUGCCGAGAGCUAGUGAAGGAGUCAAAAAUUAG
Molecule: messenger RNA, 408 nt
Organism: Helobdella robusta
Lineage: Eukaryota; Metazoa; Annelida; Clitellata; Rhynchobdellida; Glossiphoniidae
Exons: 3
Coding region: 1-408 (135 amino acids)
Source: RefSeq, a predicted model, not a curated record